AAUCUCCACCCUACCUCUCCAUCCUACCGACGGAACCGCGACGACGAAACGUCAAGAUCUGACGGUCAAAUAUCUUUCAAGAAGAGAGGCUGCUUUCUCUCUCUUCUCCCAUUGACCAAGCUUCGUUUGCCCAGUGCUGGUAGUGGUCGGCGUUACGCAUAAAUAUAAGACUUAAAAAAAAAGCAACACAUCGAAGAGAAUAAAAAGGAAAGAAACGAUAUACAAAAAAAAGCGGAACGCUUUGCCAGGGGAGACGACGCACCAGUAAAUGUUCUCGAGUAACACGGUAUAGUGUGUUGCGUGCAAUAAAUUUCAAAGCGGUGGUAUUUCAACAAGUUUUUCUUUAGAAUCCUGCAAAACAAUGGAAGGUGGUGGUGUUUUGACAGCAGAGCGAAGCCCUGCUCGCGCCAAUCUCCAUGUGGCUUUCACAGAAAAAGGCGAAGUUAAGGAACGUCGUGAAAAGUUUCUCACCGCCAAAUAUGGUUCUCAUCAAAUGUCUCUUAUUCGUAAGAGACUCGCUGUUGAAAUGUGGUUAUUUGAUGAACUCCAAAAGCUGUACGAAACUGUUAACGACAACGGAAAAAACCGAGAAGUGGAGGUCGACAUAGAUGAGUUACUCGACAUGGACAGUGAUGAUCAUAGAAGGAGUUAUUUACAGGAUCUUCUGGUGGAUGCAAAAAAACCUCACGACGUGAAGAAAUUUAUCAAUGAUCUGCUAGAAAAAGCGAAAACACUCUGAAGAUUAUACCACUGCCAUGAAGCUAGAAUCGCUGUUGGUACUUGGGAUCGCGAUAUUUGCUCAUUUUGAGUGUCUAUAUAUAUAUAUAUUUAUAUAUGUGCAGGCGCUGAAACGCAUGUGGCAAAGGUUUCGGAAGAAUGAUAAAGAAACAAUCGACAAAGGUCAAUACGUAAUAACGAAGGAAGAAAAGUUGGGAAAAGGUGAUAAAAUUUUCUCAUUAAACGAGCACAAGUACUACCACCGAUAUAUUUUCAUUCGAUCGCUACGUUUUUAAUUCUCGACACAAAUAUACACAAGUCAAUCAGUCUCUUCUCGUACUGGAUAAUCAACUGAGUUCAUUACGUUUUUUACUCUUCCGUAAAAAAGUAAAAAAACAACAAAAUGAAAAAGUACAACGUGGCAAAAAUGCGUUGUCUCUUCCAAUUCUGUUUUCUUACACAAAAAUUUGCGCUUAUUUGUCAUCAAAUACUCCGUGUGCGUAUCUACUCGGUGAGAUUCGAUUAGAAAUCAGCUUACCAAGUGCCAAAUAGAUAACGUGUACGAUUUGCGAUGGAAAAAGGCAAAAAAAAAAAAAGAAAUUCGUGUAUCGCUAAAUUGCUGAACUAAUCAAUGUAGAAUAGACUUUUUGUUUUUGUGCACAAAUAGGAUGGGGCUUGAAAUUGAGACGAGUGAAUUGUUGAAAAUCACGUUACGUGAAUUCCGCAUCGUUCCGCUCAAUCACGGGCCAUUUUUUCCCCUUUUUCUUUGGGCCUCUGGUGCAACUGCAAAAUAUUCUUCCAAUUUCGCAGCUAGAAAUUCAACGUAAAGUAAAGAAAAUGCGCACGAACGGUUGCACAAAUUAAUGUUUUAAUACGCAAUUAUAUGGCAUUAGAAUACAAUAACCUCAGGGUAUAUUGAUAUUGUUCCAGUACUGAAUAGUAAUGAAUCACGAUUGUCCGAUAGAAUUAAUUAUACCGAGUAUCCCGAAUACUAACUUACGUAGGUAAAAAUACAGACAAACGAACGAAACAACACAACGGUGCAUGCGAUUUCGGUGUUUUAGUGUUCUUAUCGUUUAAUCUUACUUUUUUUUGUUUUUGUUUUUCUUACGUACUGAUGAGCAAUCACAGUCUUUAGAUAGUUUUGUAACGGAAAUGUAACGUUCUCAUAACUUUUUGUAAUCAUUUCGAAUUGUUACUCAACAUGUAAUUCUCAUUGAAUUUCUUUGUCAAGCCCCGCAUCAUGAGAUGUUUAGUCUCGAGCUCUGUUUACAUUUACGCGGAAGCAGCAUCCAAAUUAUGAAUGGACCGAAUAGACGAGCGAAAUUGAUUGCAAAUCUUUAUGAGAACUAUAAAUCUGAUUUUAUUAGUCGAGGCGAUCGAAAACGGCUGAUUGUGGAUUGUGCAUUACGCGAAGAAAAAAAAAUAGAAAACUUGUUGAAACAUAUCGGUAAUAUUUCGAAAUGUUAAGGCAGUUUUCACGAUCUCAUACCGGUAUAAAUGCAGUUUCGCUUAUUGAUUUACGCAGCGAAUGCGCGAGUGUACUUACAAAAAAACUCGAGUGCUGGAACAAAUUCGAUGUUUGAAGUGCAUUUUUUCGUACAGCAUUGUUUUCGCAUUGAAACAUCACUGCCUCUGUUCAAGGAAAAAACGAAAGAGCGGCGAAAAUUGGAAUAUAAAAAAGAAUAGAGAAAACAAAAAAGUGGGUCCGCGAAUAGAUCGCCUAAUUGCUUUGUAGAUAGGUAACAUAUCUAUUUGCUAUAUCAGUGCAUAUCUCGUUUAGAAAAUAAUUGGUAUACGUGAUGAAAAUUGGACACGAAUGAGUGCGAGAUCCCCAAUUUAGAUUACGUACUAUUUAGGCAUUUUAGAAAAAAAAAAAGAUAAACGGAGAAAACAAAAAGUAAAUCGUUGAAUUAAAAAUACACGUUGUGCGACUAUUUGAUAUAUUUCAAAAGCUGCCAAUCAAUAUUUCAUUGAUGUUUUUAGAUAAAAACGAGCCUAUUUUACAACAUAGCAGGGUAUUUAUGAAUUGUUGAUGUUUUCUUCGAGAUCACAGCUUCUUUGUCUAUUUUAUUCGACAUACCGGCCAGUCGGAGAUUUUUCGAGUAUACGGAAUUUUUAAAUGGCUCUGCAAAGCUCACCAAAGUUUUCUCUAGUCUUCUGAAACGGAAAAGACAGAAACCGCGUAUCCAAUAUUCCCUCGUUUUUCUUUUAUCAAGCAUAUUUUUCAUUUUGUUGAGUUUUAAAAGCGUUCAAAUCUCGGGAGUCUCCGAGAUCGGUAUUUCGAAUGAUUAAAAAAAAAAAGAGAGCUGUGAUAGUUUAUACCAAAGUGUUUCGGUAUACGCGAAACUGAUUGUUUGCUGCAAUAUAUUCAGCGUCGGUGUUUCGACUAACUUCUUUCGUCAUUCAAGAAGACUCGAUCGACCUUUUUUCGUCGUCAGCAACUUUUUUAUUUUUUUAUUUGCAAAUAUUUGUCUCGAUAGAAACUACUAAAAAAAAAAGAACAAACAACUCAUAUUUUUCAAGACUCGUACAUGAAAUAAUGCAAAAAUCGUCCUACCAGAAAACUACUUUAAUUUGUUAAUUUUAUUUUCUUUGAAAUACUCGCAUGAAUGUUACGAAUUUUCAAGUAAGAACAACAAUCUUAAGAAAAUUCACAAAAAAAAUGUAAAAAUCCUGAUUUUAUGUACGCACUUUUCUCGAUCGUAUGUGUGCGUGUGUGUGUGUGUGUUUGUGUGCAAGUAACUUUUUUUCCAAGUGUAUCCUUCCAUACUCGACAAUUGAUAUACACACACAUAUAUAUAGAUAUAUAUACACAUACGUAUAUAUUUUCGAUCGUGAUUUCACUUGACUUUGUAUACAUUUUUGUACUUUCAUCGAAAUGACGAGUGUUAAAAAAAAAACAGGGGAGGGGAGGGAUGCUAUUGAAUUCGGUGCGGCGAAUAGAAAUGAACUUGUAUUAAUGAGUGUAGCGACUUUUAUUCGUAAUUAAGCCUGAUUGAUAAUGCGUAUUUGUAGUCCAUCUAUUCACUGUGCAGUUUAGGUUAUUAGUAUGUCAAAACGCUCAAACUACAAUUUUAUCCUUCGCUCUCUCUCUCUCUUCGAUUAUUGUAAAAAAAAAAAAAAAAAAAAAAAAACAGAGGAAUUCUUGUAAAUUCAAAAAUCGUCCCUUUUUCAAAAGCAUCCACCGUACACACCUUCCACACUAAUGUGAUCUUGUUUUUGCAUUUUUUAUGUUAUCUUCGUUUUCAACCGGUACCAAUGUAACACCGAAUGAAGGAAAAAUGAAAAUAAGCAAAUAGAUAGUGAAAAAUAAACAUUUUUUCAGCUUCAA
This is a messenger RNA of Venturia canescens, 4051 nucleotides long. RefSeq names its product protein phosphatase 1 regulatory subunit 14B. Bases 362 to 739 code for a protein of 125 amino acids. The transcript has 5 exons. Gene Ontology annotation, cellular component: cytoplasm. Gene Ontology annotation, biological process: regulation of phosphorylation. NCBI's taxonomy places the organism in Eukaryota, Metazoa, Arthropoda, Insecta, Hymenoptera, Ichneumonidae. The record is from RefSeq and is a predicted model, not a curated record. Gene Ontology annotation, molecular function: protein serine/threonine phosphatase inhibitor activity.